Molecule: messenger RNA, 3180 nt
Organism: Tetrahymena thermophila SB210
Lineage: Eukaryota; Ciliophora; Oligohymenophorea; Hymenostomatida; Tetrahymenidae
Product: cyclic nucleotide-binding domain protein
Exons: 8
Biological process (GO): monoatomic ion transport; transmembrane transport
Cellular component (GO): membrane
Molecular function (GO): monoatomic ion channel activity
Source: RefSeq, a predicted model, not a curated record
AUGAUAGGGGAUUAGCUUUCAAGUUCUCUAAGAUAAUUUAAUUAGACCUUUCUCGAUUCGAUAAAGCAAACAGGAGAACAGCUGGAUAAAUCAAUUGCAAAUAAUGAUCAGCUUGUUCCUGAGUCAUUCUAGCAAUAAAGAUAGUAUUAUAUAAGCUAGGAUGCUUAAGAUUUGUAAAAUCUAUGUUACAAGAGAGAAGCUACAAUAAAUUCAGAGGAGAAUGAGUAAAACUAAAAAAGAAAUAAAAAUGAGUAAAAUAUAAUACUAGAUAUCUCAAGUAUAGAAGAAAGAAAUAACUAUAAUUAUGACAACAAAAAUUAUAAAAAUAAAAAAAAAAGCUAUUUCAAAUAAAUAGAAACCAUUUUAGAAAAUAAUAACGCUACUCCAUAAAUUGAUGUUGAUUAUUAAGAGCAAUAUAAUAAAGAGUAUGUUCCAAAAACAUCUCUCAGAAAGGGAAUAAAUUUUUCGAAUACGUAAAUAAUUAAUGAAAGCGCUUCUGAGUAAUGCAACAUGACGUUUUCUUAGCAGAAAAUCUAAAAAGAUGGAUUUAAGUAUUAAAAAAAAGAUAACUAAAAUGCAUUGAUUUAAGAUGAUAGAAAAUUACAAAUCUUACAAAAAAAAAAGGUCAGUGGAAAUGUAAAUAUCUUGGGACUAUAAAAACCGAAAUAAUUAAACGAUAUAUUCAGGAUAGAUAAAAUACCUGUUUUCAAUCCAGAAAGCUUAUUACUGCGUGUAAUCUAGCUGAAUACUGCUAUAUAUUAUGAUUAUAAAUAUUCUGAAUGCAGAAAAACCAUUUUUAAAGAAUAUUUUAAAUCGUAUUUCUUCUUUGAAGUAGCUCCUAUAGUUUUCUUAAAUAUGUAAGACUAAACUGCUACAAAAUAAACUAUUUUCGAUUUAAUGCUGCUAUUGAAGUUAAAAACAAUUUUAAACACAUUUAUGCAAUUAUAGUUUAGCUUUAUAUAAAAGUAAAUAAAUUAAUUGAUUUGUAAGAUCUUACUUUUGGUAUUAAAAUUGAUACUACUAGCCCACAUAUUUGCUUGCUUUUGGAGUUCGAUAUGCUAUUAUGAAAUCCAAUAAAGUGACUCUUAAAAUGUUUGGUCAAUUCAAUAAAACUACUUUGAAUAAGAUUGGAAAAAUAGAUAUGUUUCGGCAUUAUACUGGGCCUUUACAAUUUUGGCCAAUAAUUAAAUUUUUAUGCCCAGCAGUCAAAUAGAAAUGCUCUAUACUUCCUUUAGCAUUCUUAUUUCAUACAUUGUAUAUGCAUACUCAAUAUCAUCUAUUAUCAACAUAAUUAAUGAUUACAUUAAAUCAAACAAAGAAUUCCAAAAGGAUUUAAAUGCUUUGAACAAAUUUAUGAAGAGAAAAAAUAUCCAACUAGGACUUAAAAGAAGAGCUAUUGCAUAAUUAAGAGAGCAUCAUGAAACUUAAUAAAAAGUUGAUCAUUUUGAAGAGCGACAAUCAAUCUUAAAAUUAAAGGAAAACUUGAGAGAAGAAUUACUGAUUUCUGCUAACUCAUAAAUAAUCAAUAAAUUUUCUUUUUUAUCAACUAUCUUCUCCUAAGAUUGCCUAAAUUAAAUAUAAAACUAGCUCAUAGAAGUUUUAUUUAUGCCUAAUUAGAUAAUUUAUGACUAUUCUUUGAGAAAUGAUGAUUAAUAUAUAUAUUUUAUCAUAGAAGGAAAAGUAAAAUUAAUUGAAUCAUAAAUAUAAGACUAUGACUCUUAAGAUAGAUAUGAAGAUAUAAGUGGAUUUGAACAGUCAUAUGCUUAUCUUAACUUUGAUAUAAAUCAACCAAAUCAUUUGAAUUUUAGGAAUAAUUAAGAUUUUUCCCAUAAUCAUAAGAUAGAAGAUAGUGAAAAAGGAAGAAUAAUUAAAGAAGGGGAAUGCUUUGGAAUGUUUGGAUUUUUUACUGGGUUUGAGCAAAUAAAAAAAGCUUAAAGUAUAGGACAUACUUCUAUUUUAAAAAUUGGUAGAUCUACAGUGCUAAAAAUAAUUAAAAAAGAAUAAAAAAAUUAUGAAAUUUUUAAGUAAAUUGGUGAUUAAAUAUUUUUUGAGAAAAAUCUAUCAUGCCUUGGUAUUAAAUGUGUAAAUUGUAACUCAAUAGAUCAUGAUUCGAAUGAGUGUGUUUACACACGUUUUGAUAAGCUAAAUCCUUACAUAAUUUACAAGUAUAAUCAUUCUCCUUAGCAAGAGAGAGAUACUGAUUUUAAAAGAAAUGUAAAAAAUAAAACAAAAACUUAUACACUAAAAUUAAAUACAUUCGUUCAUUAAAAUUCGAAUUAAUUUAGAAUGGAAAACAAUUAAGAAAGAAUAUUUGAGCAAACUCAUAAAUCAGCUACUUCCAUUUAAGAUAUUCUAUAAUCAAACAACAACAACAAUAAUAAUAAUAGUAGCAAUGUUAAAAGAAACUCAUAGUCUGAAUAACUAGGUAAUAUUCUAAGUUCAAAACUAAAUGAAGAUAAAGAUAAUGCAGAAGAGGAAAUACAUAAUGAAUACUUAAACUUCAAAAAAGAUUCUACAUACUCAAGUUAAUCAUAAAAUUAAAGAGAAGAGUUAAGAGAAUAAACGCUUUCCUUCUACUUAAAAACAAAUUAUGACGCAGUAUCACCAAUAGAGUUUAAUAGGAACUAUUCCAACCAUGUAAAAACGCAAGAACCCUUACAGUAAGGAUCUUCUUUUGGAGGGAUUGAAUACACAGGCGAAGAUUAAUCAAGAUACUCUAUAGAAAAGAAGAUCAAAAAAAAUGUUGCCUCAAAUAUGUCUUAAAAGCUUAUUCUAGAAAAAUCAUCAAUUUACAAUUAAUUACUGCCAAAAUCAAAAUCACAAAUGCAAUUAGCCAAUGAAUUUUCAUAAAAGCAAAAAACGCAAGGCUCUAAAGAUUAUGGUUUUAAUUCAAAAACUGUUUCUCUUCUCUUACCACUCUCAAAUAUCAUAAAAAAUGUAAAUCAUAUAAAUUAAGAGUAAUAUGAGGGUGGUCCAAUCUAAAUUAACAACUAGCAAACUGAUUUAUUAUUUUCAAACGAAACAGAUACUAUUCGGAAGUUCGAUUACUACUUUAGAUAAUAUAAUUUUUAGAAUGUUAUAAAUAGAUUUAACUAGUAGCAAACCUAAAAAUCUAAAAAAAACAAUCUAAAAUCUCCUCUUGCUCUAAAAAGCUUAAAAAACGCUUCAAUAAUAAAUUGA